UUCAGGUCCCGGGAGCGGGCGAUCUUGGUCCAGGUAUCUGGUUUCCAGAAUAUGAUGUGAAUUCUGGGUAACGGUGCGGUUGCCAGGAUAUUUCUCGGCACCCCCGAGAGGUUAUAGUCCUUACUUCUCCCAGCUUCCAGUUCUGGGACUGCCAGUGUCCAAUUCUCGAGCACGCCUUCGCUUGCUCUCUCUCAAUAAUAAGAACGACUACGAUAUCCCGAGACCAAUCCUUGGCCGUGCCCACGAAACCUGCACCAAUCCCAGAAUGCUUCGAAGCACGAGACCACUCCUAGGGGUCCCAGCAAGGGGCCUCCCCAGGGCGACAGCCUCAAUUGCACCAUUCUCGACCUCCCAGACACGAAAACACACCUCCGGGACACCGCGCCGAGCCCAGCCCCCCGCGGCGAGGCGGCCGGGACAGCUUGGCCCAUUGGUGCAGCGGGCGGGUUACGCCAAUGACAACACACGGGACACGAAGCUCGAGAAGGAGGUGGCUCGGAAGAAGCUCGAGUCCCACCCGGAACAGGUCACCGAGGACUCGAGCACCCGAGCAUCCUACGAGGGGCCACAGACCAGGCCCAGCGACCCCAACACCACCGAGGGCGUGAAGAAGGACCUGAACCGGCUGGUCGACACGUUCAAACUCGAAGAAGUGCCUUCGAUCUCGCUCAAGCUGGGCCUCGCCGGCACACUGCCUUACCUCGGAACAUCUCUGGGCACAACCUACCUCGCCUGGGUCCUGAACACGGAGUGGCCGUCCCAGUCCCAGUUCCUAAACCACUUCCUGAUGAGCCACGAGAGCGCGAGCCACUACCUGCACCUGCUCGAGCCAGUCCAGGUGGGCUACGGGGCAGUCAUCAUCUCCUUCCUGGGCGCCAUCCACUGGGGCCUCGAGUACGCAGAGAAGCACCCCGACAAGGCCCGCACGACCUUCCGCUACGGCCUGGGCGUGCUGGCGCCCGUCCUCGCCUGGCCGACCAUGGUCAUGCCGGUGCAGUACGCCCUGACCUCCCAGUUCGCCGCCUUCACCUUCAUGUACUUUGCCGACGCGCGCGCCACGACGCGCGGGUGGGCGCCCACCUGGUACAACACGUACCGCUUCGUGCUGACCGCCAUCGUCGGCGCGUCGCUCUUCAUCAGCCUCGUCGGCAGGGAGAAGGUCGGCGCCGAGGCGCCGCGGCUGUCGGGCCUGCGCGAGAGGUUCCACAAGGAGGGGCCCGACCACCUCGAGAUGAAGAGGCUCGAGGAGAUGGAGGCCGUCGAGCUCGAGAAGAACAGGCGGAAGAAGGCGGCCGAGGACAGGAGGGCGGCUGCCGAGGAGGAGAUCCGGAGGCUUGAGGAGGAGAAGGAGAGUGCUGAUGCUGAUGCGAAGGAGGCUGCGGAGGGGAAGCCCGUCAAGAAGGGUAAGGGGGGUAAGCCUGCGAAGGGCAAGGGUGAGGGUAAGGAUGCUAAGGAGUCCAAGGGGGAGGAGAAGUCUGAAGGGGGUGACGAGGAUGAGGGCAAGGACGAGAGCAAGAAUGAUGAGGGCAGCGAUGGUGAGGAGGAGGGUAGCAAGGAGGGGGGAGGUGAAGACAAGAAGGGAGAAAAGAAGGAAGGCAAGAAGGACGACAAGAAGGAUGACAAGUCCGAGUAAUCUUUGGAGCGAAGGCUUUUUUGCGAGGCGUUCUGGUCCGGGUCACAUAUUAGCAUUUCCUUCGGCUCGAUCAACUGUCAUCCUGUCUAGAGCGAGACUAGUCUAGAUAAUUUAACAUAAUAGUCUGUUAAAAUGA
Diaporthe batatas is the source of this 1769-nucleotide messenger RNA. RefSeq lists its product as uncharacterized. The transcript is spliced from 3 exons. NCBI's taxonomy places the organism in Eukaryota, Fungi, Ascomycota, Sordariomycetes, Diaporthales, Diaporthaceae. The record is from RefSeq and is a predicted model, not a curated record. Bases 266 to 1633 code for a protein of 455 amino acids.